GUCACAGCACACAUUCAGCAUGAUAUAUAGACCUUCUAUGGUAAUAAUCCCGCGUUUUUCACAAGGAAACGCAUCAAAAUUGCACAGCACCUACUUCACAAUGCCGCGUCCAGGUAUACAUUGAAUCAGCUCAUGCUUCUUAGCACCACUUGGAAAGGACCGUCAACCAACACCGCGUCAACUAACUUUGAAACCCGAUAUCCACAUGUCCGAUAUAUUUCGAGAUCCCCAGUUCGAACUCCCUAUCAUAAUGGAGUCCUCCCCUGAGGACAUUGACGACGCAUUCUUGUCAUCGAUUGCAUUCAUCAUCAUGGCUACCAUCUUUCUCCAGUUCCUCAUCGUCUACCUCGCAAUCGAAACAGCGUAUCAUAUUGUUCAACGAUUGGAGAACACAGAGAUCGAUUGCGAAUUAGGUGAGAUCGAUGUUGGGCGUCGCAAUGAAGUUGAUACAUGGCUACCCGUUACUGCUAAAGGCGAGCCCUGCCUGGAUACCUAUGUGGUGGAUUCAACACCACCUCCACCUUACAUGAGUCCACCGCCUCCACCUUACAAAGAUGUUGAUGGUCUGGAUGUUCUCAUUGUAGAGCUGGAGGAUGGUGACAAUAUAUAGAAGAGUUCAUGCUACAUUACUGAUAUGCCAGUAGACCUUGCAUUCAAUCGAGACCUGCUCUGUGUUGGUUAUAAUCAACUGCUUCUCUAUCCUUACAAUUGCGGCUGCUAACCCAUGUCAGAACUGCUGCUGCAUGAGCAGGGUUCUUUCUCCUACCCAUUUCCGUUAGUGCAUAUAGCUUUUGCUUACUCACGACUCAUCUU
This is a messenger RNA of Alternaria alternata, 813 nucleotides long. RefSeq lists its product as hypothetical. The transcript has a single exon. Lineage: Eukaryota; Fungi; Ascomycota; Dothideomycetes; Pleosporales; Pleosporaceae. Bases 206 to 610 code for a protein of 134 amino acids. The record is from RefSeq and is a predicted model, not a curated record.